Eurytemora carolleeae is the source of this 729-nucleotide messenger RNA. Its product is annotated as pollen-specific leucine-rich repeat extensin-like protein 4. Bases 178 to 714 code for a protein of 178 amino acids. Lineage: Eukaryota; Metazoa; Arthropoda; Copepoda; Calanoida; Temoridae. The transcript is spliced from 4 exons. The record is from RefSeq and is a predicted model, not a curated record.
AGUACACACAGGCAGAGAACACGUUUUUUUCUUUAUGCAAUUUUUUUAAUUAUCACUAAAUCUGAAAAUUUUCUGUAUGUCUCAAAAGUCCCAUCUAAAGCUUUUAACGGCCCAGUUUUAUCUGGAACACUCUGUAUCCUAUAAAGGAAAAGCUUUUUCAGGUCCCCAGAGUCCACGAUGUUUCGAGCAGUUCCCGGGCCCACGUCCUCUGUGUUUGAAGUAGCUCCAGGGCCCAAGUCUCCAGUAUUUCAAGUAGUUCCUGGGCCCACGUCUCCAGUAUUUCAAGUAGAUCCCGGGCCCACGUCUCCUGUCUUUCAAGUAGUUCCCGGGCCCAAGUCUCCUGUCUUUCAAGUAGUUCCCGGGCACAGUUCCCGUCCUCCUAAUUAUGAGAACGUGGACUUAUUCAAGAACUCAGACGAUCCUUUCGGAGAGGAUUUCGAGGCAGCACUUCUUCAGGGCAUUAAUGCCAGGGUUAAAAAGACCAGUGUAAGCUCUGUGGAUUCAUCAACACCAUCUACCACGCCCCAGCUUCCUGCCACGCCUUCUCAGGGGUUCCCUGCCCAGUACACGGAAUCUCCUCCAAUACCUAUAAAAAAAUGUUCAAGAUCACACAGUAGGGUUUCCAGGUUUGACAAAAUUUUAAGAAAAUUAAUUUUUUUGAAAAUAAAUUUUUUCUUCAAAAUUCAAAACUUUUCUCUAUUCAAAUUUAUUUGAGUGCAAUAUUGUCAU